Molecule: messenger RNA, 3996 nt
Organism: Centropristis striata (black sea bass)
Lineage: Eukaryota; Metazoa; Chordata; Actinopteri; Perciformes; Serranidae
Product: rap guanine nucleotide exchange factor 5-like
Exons: 18
Coding region: 268-2151 (627 amino acids)
Biological process (GO): positive regulation of GTPase activity; Ras protein signal transduction
Cellular component (GO): plasma membrane
Molecular function (GO): guanyl-nucleotide exchange factor activity
Source: RefSeq, a predicted model, not a curated record
ACAGAGAGGGAAUGUGUGUUUAGUGAAGCACAGAGAGACACCUGGAGACCAACUGAAGUCUUUACUGCUCCAGCUGAUCGAGGCAUUCAGCCACUUGGAUUUAGUUUGUCUGCAGUGACAGAAGACUCUCUAACUCCUCUGGACAGCAAACACAGAAACACACUAUACUUCCUCUCAUUCUGAGCUGCUCACCUCCUCUUUCACUUGUUUUGAGAGUGCAGGGAGCUGCUGUUUGCCUGGUGUGCAGCCUGUAGUUGGUGCUCGGUGAUGUCGUGGGACUGUGGGCUGAAGUACGUGUUCUCCGUGCCCCCCGCGCUGCAGCCGGGCAGCAUGUGCAUCCUGCAUGACAAGGAGGACUUGUCCAGGCUGGAGAUGGUCCAGAGACUGGCCAAGGAUGGCUGCCGCUUCCUGCAGAACCACAGCAAGGGCCCAGAGAGGACAAGUGAGCCCCACAGUGACGAGGCAGUCCGAGUGUGUCUGAGGGAGCGAGGCCACGAUGUGCUGGUUCUCCAGAGGAUAUCGUCACAGCAGCCAGCCCUCUCUGCAUCGGCGAGGGGAGGAGGGAGAGAGGAGGCGAGGAGCAGGAGGUACGUGGUGGUGUCAGGAACCCCGGAGAAGAUCCUGGAGCACCUGCUGAAUGACCUCACACUGGACAAGGACCAGGGGGCGGAGUCAGAUACACUGCUGGAUGAUUUCCUGCUGACCUACCCAGUGUUCAUGUCAACCAGCGAUUUAUGCCAAGCUCUGCUCGGACACUAUUGCACCAAGCGGCAGAGAGGGAAGGAGGACAGGAAGGAGGACAGGAAGGAGGACAGGAAGGAGGCUCUGGAGAGGAAACGAAAGGUCCUUCACCUGGUGUCCCAGUGGAUGUCCCUCUGUGGAGACUUCCUGAGGGAAGACGAGCACGUCAAGCUGUUCAUGAAGACUCUGUGUCGUUACGUGUUGGAUGACCUGUAUGAACAUCCGUCGCUGGAGAAAGAUGUGGGAGACCUGCAGAAAGUCUACAUGCUGCACCGCAGACAUACGAUGGAUGAAUAUUCCCCUCAGAGAAAGAGCAGAGCACUUUUCCACCAAUUGAGCCUGAAAGAGAACGGGCUCCAGCCCAGAGGAGCCCUGAGGGACGCCAAGGAGGUGCUGUGUCACAUGUACAUCAGCAUGGACUCGUUCCUCAGUAUGAGGGUCCAGGUUGGAGUCGUGGCCCAGGAGCUGCUGCAGGCGGUGGCAGACAGGAUGGAGGUCCCACUGGGAGAACUGGUGCUAGUGGCCGUCACUUACAAUGGAGGGCGGCUCCUGCUGCAGCCUCAGGACCGAGUCUUCUCCGAGGCUCUGCGGCCGGUCGGGAGGCUGCAUGUCUGCAGGAAGGACCUGGGGGAAGUCUUGAAUCCGUUCACAGAUAACUCGGAGCUGCAGCAGCGGACGGCUCGGAUGCUCAGUCUGAACACGUGGGACGUUGCUGUCGCUCUCACCAACUUUGACUGGAGCAUCUUUGACUCAAUACACGAGCAAGAACUCGUCUAUUUCACCUUCAGCCGCCACAGCAGCAGCAGCCACACGGUGGCGCUAGAGCUGCUGCUGCAGCGCUGCAACGAGGUCCAGCUGUGGGUGAUGACCGAGGUGCUGCUCUGCCCCACGCUCUGCAAGAGAGUCCAGCUCAUCAAGAAGUUCAUCAAGAUCGCUGCUCACUGUAAAGCUCAGAGGAACCUCAACUGUUUCUUUGCCAUCAUAAUGGGCCUGAACACUGCAGCUGUUAGCCGCCUCAGUCAGACGUGGGAGAAAAUUCCUGGGAAAUUCAAAAAGCUGUUUUCAGAGCUGGAGACAGUUACAGACCCGUCUCUGAAUCACAAAGCCUACAGGGACUCCUUCAGGAAGAUGAAGGCGCCAAAGAUCCCUUUUCCUCCUCUGCUGCUGAAAGAUAUUACGUUCAUUCACGAAGGCAACAAGACGUUUCAUGAUAACCUGGUCAAUUUUGAAAAGCUGCACAUGAUAGCAGACACGGUGCGUCUCAUCCGCCAGUGUCAGAAAGAUCACAUGGGUAACAGCAUCAGCCAGAAGAGCAGCUCAGAGGUUCGAUCCUACAUCGAUUACCUUCACAUCAUCGACAAUCAGCAGACUCUGUUUGAGCUGUCUCACCGGCUGGAGCCUCGAGCUUAGAGACUCUCACUGCUCCUCACUGUGUCUCUGAGCGUCAGACCGCCAAGGAACAAUCUGCUGCUGUCUCUUCUUCUAUCUCAGGACUCAGUCAGCAGCCAGAGCAGCUGCAGGACCCAGGUCCACCACCGGAGGGAGCCGCUCAAUCAGGAAACCCUCGCCAGAGCUGAAAAAGACUCAAUGGAUUCAUGUUUGCAUAGAUCCACAGCAGUGUCACUGAUCAAAAAAAAAAAAAACUCCAACAUGUGCUGGCUGAUGGCAAGGAUAAACAUGGAUGUGUAGAUGUGCAGGUCCAGACCUGCUGCUGCUAUAACUAUAUCCUUUCUACAGAUGCAGAGGCUGCAGCUGCAGAGUUGUAUGGUCUAUGAUACAACAGCUCCCCCUUGUGGAGAAUCCACAGCGUGCAAAAACAGUUUGCAAGUGCUUCCCAUCUAAUAGAAAGCUUCAGAAAACAAGUGUGCAAGUGUGUAAGUAUGUUAGACAACAUCUCUGACUGGCCUUCCCAUCAAUCACAUCACAUAAAGUGACCAGGAUGCAGAUUAACUCAUGACGCUGCACAUCUAUUUGUAUUUUCAGAUCUGGCAACAGAGAGUCAUCUGAGUUAACCAAAGAGUAUUUCAGUCCUGUAUUGUAAACACACACUUGUCCACAAGAUCCAGAUCCAGUUUUCUUUGCCAGAUGUAGGAAAUGAUAGUUCAGCACAACAAGCAGAAUCUAGAUGACAGAAACAGUGAAAUGAUUGUUAAAUAAUUACUGUUUUAAUGUAUUCAUGAUCUAUUUUUACAUCGCAGAAUUAUCUUAUCGCACAGUUUUCUAUUGUUUUACCAUGAAAUGAGUUAGAAGAGGCAAUCCAGGUGGUAUUAGAGCAGGACACACAGUAUUUCUCUGAUGUGUGAGUUAUAAUCAUGUUUGUUAGUGCCAAAUGCCAUGAAACGAUCAUUCAAAGUAGUUGAUCAUCUUUUUAAAUGUAGAACAAUCUCCAUGUAGUUGAGCUGUGGACAAUCAGUUAAAUCAAGCAGCAGACCUGUACUCAGACAUUAGUAUUGGUCUUUAAAGUUCAGGUUAAAACACAUUUCACCAUUAGUUUGUGUUUGAUUUGUGGAGGUUUGCAGAUAUGAUGAAAUAUUACUCACAACAAUAACAAUAAGCCCUUUCCUGCUACAGAGCUACAGCUUAGAGUAUCUUUUUUAUCCUCAGUAAAUGUACAGAUAGAUAGAUUAUUGUAAAGGAAAAAUAAGUUUCAUUGUUUUGGAUUCUGGGUUAUGAAGAAAAGAGCAAUAGCAAAAACAGCGACUACAGCACCUUCUGGACAAGAGAAAGAGAGAAAGAGUAUUUAUACAGUGUGUGGUAACACUGCUGUAUAAAAUAUUAUAGUGUAGUAAUAGAGGAACUGUACAGUAUUUAUUCUUGAUUGGUCAACUGAAAAUUCUCUCUUCUGCCUGAAGGCGAGGCCGUUUAAAGUAGGCGCUGUGAAGUGUUGUAGAUGGAAUUUUUCAUGAUAUUCUUGACAUUUUAUUUGUAUAUUUUGUAUUAUAAAGCUCACAGUGAACAUAGAGAGAAACAUGCUUUAGCAUUAUCUUAUUAUCUUAUUUUCAAUUUCAUUUGUAUCAUCUACAAUGUACAGGUGAUUCUAUUUAUACUGUAUAUAUAUGUUAAGAUUCUGGAUACAGAUAUUUAUUUAAUUCAGAAUUAUUUAUUUGUUCUAUAGAUUUCUUUUAUUAGUUCAGUUUGAUUUCAUGUUUUUUUCUUUUUGUACGCACCGUUUGGAUGGUCUGCAUGAUAUGGAAAACCAUUGAUUGACCACCAGUGUCAACUGUGCAUGCAAUAAAAUAUUUUCCAUCAGCAUAA